Molecule: messenger RNA, 8043 nt
Organism: Laccaria bicolor S238N-H82
Lineage: Eukaryota; Fungi; Basidiomycota; Agaricomycetes; Agaricales; Hydnangiaceae
Exons: 21
Coding region: 1-8043 (2680 amino acids)
Source: RefSeq, a predicted model, not a curated record
AUGUCGGGCUUACCUCUUUUUACAGAUAUCGUAGACGAGAUUCAGUGCAGAGGCCUCCAAAGUGAAUGUCCACAAGGGAGACCACAGGCGCUGGACAGACUGCUUCUGUGGCAAACACAAGACCAACUUUUGGGGGUAGCGAUUGAACUGGAACGCAUGCCGCACAUAGUCACAGCCGGAAUCAAUUGUGUAUGGGCACCGUCAACGCAGGCUUUCAUUGUUUUGCUGGGCUACCAUAACAUCGAUGUGUCUGUCGGUCAUACGGAAGACGUGCCAACGGUGUGCAAGCGAGACCCGGAUGCAAGCGCGGAUCAGGCCCACAAGUUUACGCAACGAUUUAUCGCUAAACAUUAUACUCAACAGAGAAAAGUUGAUGAUCAAUCUGAGACUGUGGCUAUCACUCUCCUAAAUUUAACAGUCACACCUCAGACACCCUCAGCUCGUUACCUCGAUAUGCUGGAACAUCAAAGCGGUUACUCUGAAUGCCCCGUAGUCAAUGGUGCCCGCAACCCGGAAGCACCAAAACUGUUCCAAGUUUUCAACCAUCCACAGAUGCGGACAGAUGCACGGGUGGGCAAACGAGCAUUUGUCUAUGUAAUCGACACCUCUAGGCGGGGCAUGCGGAAGGCGCAUAAAUUCGAACAGCGCCUCAAAGUUCCUCGUGGUGGUGAAAAAGAGGCUCAAGAGGCAGGCUGGUCAGAACUUCGAGAAGGAGAUUAUCUUUUCAGCCGACCCAAGAUUUGGGCUCGCCAGAGAGGAAAUGUGGGACUCAGGAUUGCUGCACGGGACAUUCUCAAGCUAUUGGUCACUGGCAGGCGAACAAUGUCUGACCAAACAAUAACUUCCCUGGACGAAGCGCAACAGACGGUUCUUGGAUCACCAGAGACGCGCAACCGAACAGACACUGGAACGGCGUUUGAGCGCGAAGGCCAUGCAAGCAAGGUAGGCGACAAGACCGGCCGUGAGUAUACGGUUGGUGUAUCUUGCGAAGCACCGACUUCCAUCGUGGCGCCCACUGCAAAACCAAAGCUACAUGGUGUGGAUGAUGAAUUGGAUGCUGGGACGCAGAUGAGGCUGCAGAUACUCAGGGCAGCAAGUGCUGCAGUGGCAGAGUCCCAACGGCAGGCAACGGGCCAAAUACCCCAGGCUGUCAAUGAACAAGCUACUCGUCUCAAUCUGCCUCGCAUUGGCCAACACGGCAAAGGAUUACUAGGUCCUUUACAGCUCAACUUCGCGCCUGCGGAAUCAGCCGAUGCAGAUGCUGGUUUAGAAACCCUGAUGGGCGAGCGUUUCGGAGGCAAGCACGAAGACGGCCGGGACGAACCUGGCUGUUUCACAACGGUUGUUGUGAUGUCGGAAUACCCUGAUGGAUAUGAUCCAGGCCGCUUUUUUUUCCCCAUUGCGCAGGUAUAUGUGACUUGUGCAAAAUACACCUGCAUCAAUUUUUCCGGUCGUCACUACCAUGGGAGCUCCCCCAUCACUACAUCUGAUGGUAACCCCGACCCCGCUGCCAUCAGAUUCGUUGCGGUGGCAUACCCGCCAACUACCGCAUUCUCUGACUCUGCACGCUUCCCACUGGGUAUCCUUUAUGAUGGGUCGCGCUGGACUAUUGGGAAGGAAAUCAGGAAGGGCGAGCGAAUAUCGAUGUUGCCAAAUAAAGAGAAAUCAUCGGUCAGGGGAUCAGUAGAAAGCACCAAUACAGCUAAAACGUCAAGUAAAGGGUCACCGGAAGGGCGGCGGGGCACUACCUUCACCCGCGAAGGCUCCACGAUAAUGGCCCAGCAGGAACACGCUGACUUUAUUGUCCGUAACCUGGCCAGCCUAGCGGUCUUUAUCAUCAGGCAAUCGCCCGAACAUGCCGACUUUCAGUGUGAUAUAGAUGAGUUUGUUGGGUCUUUUAGUCAUGUCGUGGAUGGGGUGCGCGUGCGCUGCACACCCUGGAAGAAUGGGCCAGGUUGGCGCAACGGUGUUUUUCAGGAGGAGAGUCGAAACAAGCAGGAGCAGCGAUGGAAUCGCCACCGGCGCAGGCUGGCACAACACAUUCCCUCAAUGGUGGAUACCGGGAAGGUGGAACCUUUUAAUCCAGAAGAUGAGUCUGAUUGGGUUGAUGAAGAUUUUUCGGACGGAGAGUGGGUUGAAGAUCCAAAUGACACAUACACGCUUGCAGAAGAAAUGAGAGACGAGGAUAUAGAGAUGGCUGAGAUCGCCGACGCUCUCCUCGAUGAUGUCUCCACUGGCGAUGAAAGAGACUUGUUAGCGUCCCAGCUGGAGCUGGACAGUGAUGCCGAUUCGGGCGAGUCUGAGAUGGACACGGGAGAAGAUUUCAGCUCGUCUGAUGACAAUGUAGCCGAAGCAGGAGACGAAGGCUCUUAUGGCUCCGAGGAAGAGGGGGCUUUGGAUGACUUGCGAAACAGGCCGGUCAAAACUACUGGUAUGGUUAUUCUUGCUUUAUUUUGUCACGCGACUGCACCCGCACCGUCCAGCCUCGCGCCUGGUCAUGUUCCCUUGUAUCCCCAGGCUAAGAAGGCAUGUGCCAAACGCGCAGAGUAUCCAGUAAUUGCCAAGCUGACACUUGCGGUCCUUGAAGAUGAGCUACUGCAAGUUGAGGCCUGUGCCUUGUCCAUCUGGUCAUCUAUUUCAACGCCUGGCGGUGCUCAUCAAAUACAGACAUCGCCGGUUCACCUCGAUAUGGCUGCGCAGCGUACUUAUUUGGAAGAUGUCCACUCGUUAAUGAAUACGCCAGGCGCAGAGAGGAACUUAUCUACUGCAGUCCAACUCUUUGCGCAGUUCCGUAAUCUAGACAUUGCGGAGGCCCAGACAACUAUUGAUGUUCGCAAAACCCGUGCCAAUCUAAUGCUUGGAAAUUGUGCCCUGUGGACUUGGCUAGAUUGCUGGAUCCCAGAGCAAUGCCGCGGAAUGAACGCUAGUUCUUUUCGGUUUGAUGGGAGUACAGGGCGACUGGAAGGGGAGGGUUGGCUCCAGUCUCUCUUUUUCGAUGCAUGCCGCAUGAUUUUCAUCAGAAAUACCGAGCCUCGAUCCUUUUCGACAACCGAAUAUGCGGUCGACCUCCCUCCUGCUGUUUGCCGCCUUGCGUCGCGGGUGGUUCCUUUUCAUCCUAGCCCUAAGCAGUCUGAAGAAAUAGCUAUACGAAUCACACAGGAUGUCAUGGCUGGGUGGCUGGGAAUGUCAGAUUCCACCCGUCGCUGGCCAGCAUGGUUUGUGAGCGCGCUAUUGGAGACUUUCAAUCCAAAGGUGUUAUAUUUGGACUAUAUCUGGAAGGCCCAUGAAACAAUGAAGCGAGGCAGCCUUCUCAAGCAACAUAGUCGAUCUCCUGAUUAUACGCAAAUGGAGCCUUUCAAGGCAGUACUGCGAACUCACUCUUUACACGAUGUUUCUUCCUGGGAGUCUUCAUUGACUCACCGCAUUGGGCAACUCGUUGAAGCGGACUCAAUAUUAAAUGCACAGAAUCUUUUGGCCCAUGCCCCAUCUUUAAAUCAUUCAACGCCUCUCCCUUCAGCUAUCACUGAAAUCCGAGAACAACGUCUUAGAGCCUUUGCAGAUUUCAUCACCCAGUCGCUUCAAGUCUUCUAUUACAAAGUGGAAGCUCCAACUUUCUCUCAAAACCAACAAGGAAUGAACUAUCGUAUCAACAACUCUCAAAUUACCAAGUUGCAGCAAGCAAUACUCAAAGAUCUGGACUUCCUUCUGCCCUUUCGCGAGCAUACCCCCUGGAGGCUCAGGCAAAAGGGCAAGGAAGGUCCAUUUGAUGCAGGGGUAUUGGCAGACCCAGCGGCCCUUUUUAGUGCUGUUGUUGGGAGAGUGAUUACUUUCAGGACAGAGUUUGGGAGGCAGGAACCCAUGUUUUUCAAGGGUCUUAUGGGGUGGAGAGAAACCAUUGAGGGGAUUCAUGACGAGAGCUAUAUCUGCAACCCUCAAGCCUACGGACAAAGCAAUCCCAGGCGCAACAUUGCGCUCGCCGCCCAGCUAUGGAAAGGAGCAGAGGGAUGUGACUGGCCUCUGUUUGCGAGCCGGAGUCAUGACUUCUGGGAAAUCUAUGACUUUUUGCGAACUCCAGGAAUGUCCCCGCCUCGUUUUCCCCAACUGGGGGAUCUUACCGCAUAUUUGCUCGCUGCUGACUAUGCCUAUACGUCCGUUGCUCAGAAACCGAGCCUUCAUACAAUUGCAAAAUGCAUAACCAGCAUUAACCGUGGUGCUGCGGCAGGAUUGGAGUUGCUGGGUUACAUUCCGGAGCGUGCUCUCCGAGCCGAUGAUCAUGAUAAGUAUGAUAAGUUCUCUUCCCCCGACCUCGAGACCAAACCGCCGCUUUAUUUGGAUGCAUCGUGUUCACUAAAGUUGUAUUAUCGGGCGAAAUGCGCGGAAGUUCGACUUGAGGAAGGUUGCUGGAAACUUAUGUCACGGUGCUGCCAAGUCCGAGUCAAGCUCAGGACGGCAACGACAAUAUGCGAGAGAUCAGCUACAUCUGACUCGACUGACGGUAGUCACACGGAGUCGGAGUCCAAGGCUCACUGCCAGCUGAGGUGUGGGCGGUCGUUUUCGCAAACCAAUAACUUCAACAAUCAUCUGCGUUCUUGCAAGGUGGUGAAGAACCGUGUGGCCAGAGGUCUUACGAAGGCUAAAGAACUCUGGGAGAUUCGAAAACAGCAGCGUAGACAAAAGACAGCUGUCGAAACCCAGGGUUGUACCACACUUCUACAUGACAGCCACAAAACGGAAACGAGCGAGAACUUCCAGCAUGCCCUAGGCGACAACUCUGUUGUAUCUAAUGUUGAUGUUGUGCCUUCUGACAUGCCUAUUGCACUUCGAAAGGGUGCACGCAGAGAUGUCCCGCAGCCAGCACGCUAUCGUGAUAUCUUGCCUUGCCCAGCUCCCUCCCUUCCGCCCCAUGAUCUCAGAAGGUCCUCGGAGCAUUCUGAUCCCUUUGAGGUGGGGGCAAGCAAAAGCCACGUUCAAACAUCUAUGUCACAGCUUAUCCUGCGUUCACCUAGCAAUAUUUUUGGCCUUGUUCGUGAGUAUGUUGGGGGCGAAUUCCCUCAACACGACCCAGAAGAACAUGUCCAAUUUGAAGAUCUUUGCACUCGCAUCCCCGAAACAUUGUCACCUUUGCCUCCUGGGGCAGCAGCACCCCCACAGGACUUCUUUCCAUAUCCAAAUUACAGUUCUUUUCGUCUCGGUGAUUGGUAUUGGAAUGAUGGAACUCAGAAAACUCAGGCUACAUUCCAGAACCUCGUCCGUAUAAUCGCGGACCCUCAGUUUGUACCAGCCGAUAUCCUUCACAACAAGUGGGAUCAUAUCAAUGCUGUUCUAGGGGAAAACCAAGCUGACGACGAUGAAGACUGGGUGGAUGCUGCUGAUGAAGGGUGGCGUGUGUCACAGAUUAAGAUCAGUGUGCCUUUUCACACUGGGGCGACACACCCUGGUGCAAGGAUAUACGAAGGUGUUCAGUUGUAUCAUCGUUCACUGGUUGCCGUAAUGAAGGAACGAGUCUCCGAUCCCCAUUACUUCUGUCAUUUUCACAUUGAACCGUACAAGCUCCUAUGGCAGACACGCACAGGUUCGGGUAAGAAAGAAAGCUGUGUAUACGGCGAGGUAUACACCUCACGGGCCUUUCUUCGGGCUCACACAGAGCUCCUUAGCUCUCCGCGUGAGGAGGGCUGCGAGUUGCCUCGCGCCAUAUGUGCAUUCAUGUUUUGGUCAGAUGCUACACACCUCACAUCUUUCGGUAACACAAAACUCUGGCCUGUAUACGUAUACUUCGGUAACGAGUCCAAAUAUCGUCGUGGAAAACCAAGCUUCAAAUCCUGCAACCAUGUUGCAUACCUCGAGAAGCUACCCCCUUCCUUUAAUGACUUUGCUUCAAAGUUUACCGGUGGGAAAGGACCGACAAGUCAAUUCUACACACAUUGUGGGCGGGAAUUCUUCCACGAACAGAUGAAAGCUCUCAUCGAUGAUGAAUUUGUUUAUGCAUGGGAGCAUGGGAUUGUUAUCAGAUGUGGCGACGGUAUCUCUCGACGGUUUUAUCCGCGGAUCUUCACAUAUUCCGCAGAUUAUCCAGAAAAGAUCCUUUUAGCUAGUAUUCGCGACAAAGGAGCCUGCCCUUGCCCGCGUUGCCUAGUCCCUAAGAUGGAGAUUAGCAAGUUGGGAUCUACAGAAGAUCGUCAAAAAAGGAAGUCUUCAGCAAGAGUGGAUGACGUGGGGCGGCGCCGCAACGUUGCCAAGGCGAGGAAUCUGAUCUACAAAGAAAACAAUAGGGUAAAUGGUGCCACUGUAGAAAGGAUUUUAAAAGAGGCGUCUUUGGUCCCCAACCAAAGUAUUGAACGCAAAUGUAAAAGAUAUCGACAAAUCCCAACCUUCGGCAAGGGCACCAUUCGAAAGUUUUAUUCCAACACUUCUCAAAUGAAGAAGUUGGCCGCUCGCGACUUUGAGGAUAUUUUGCAAUGUGCAUUACCCGUGUUUGAUGGCUUGCUGACUGGCGACAAUCAAACUUCAGUCAUGCGCUUAUUAUUCAUUUGCGCUCACUGGCAUGGACUUGCUAAACUUCGCAUGCACUCCGACCCAACACUUCAGCUGCUUGAUGAUCUGACAACUGAAAUUGGAAGCUCGUUACGUGAGUUUUCAAGCAUUGUUUGCCCCUCCUACAAAACUCGCGAACUCCCUCGUGAACUGGAGGCACGACAUCGCAGAGCUGCCAAACAGUCAAAAGCUGAUGAUGUCGCCGCACGAGGUGUUGAUCUAAGCAAUGCAGGCCAAACUGGACCACGUAUCAAAAAGUAUAACAUAGACACCUACAAGCACCACUCGCUUGGAGACUACGUCAAUGAAAUUCGAGAAAGAGGGACAACAGAUUCGUAUAGCACUGAGCCCGGAGAAUUGGAACACCGAACUCCGAAGGCGAGGUAUCGAAGGACCGACAAAAAGCUUUUUAUCAAGCAAUUGACACAGAUUGAACGGCGCCAAACCCGUUUGCGGCGCCUCAGAAGAAAUUACUUUCCAACUUCACCCCUAUCUCACAGUAAUAAGGAGAGAUUGAACGGAUCGGCCAAGGAUCACCAUCACAUAGGAAAAUCCGAAGCUCUCUAUGAAGAUAUUGGCUCGUUUCUUCGGACUCGUGAUGAUGACCCUGCCACAAAGGCUGCUAGAGUGCCAUCCGAUCUGGCCUAUCUGAAUCAAGUUCAAGCUCCCCUGCACACUGUAGAACCCCAGACGCUCGACAAUGUGCUUUUCAAGUUUAAUCGCCUCUACUUUCACAAUACCAUGUGCGUCAAUUACACAACAUAUGACAUUCGCCGGGCUCAAGACACCAUCAACGUGAACACUGAGCGCCGAGAUAUAAUGGUUUUGUCAAAGAGUGACAGUUCUGGUACUGAUGAUUCUGAUGAGUCAUUGGCCUUCAUAUACGCAAGGGUUUUGGGGAUUUGUCAUGUCAAUGUGGUCCAAACUGGUGCCGCAACGCCAGACUACACUCCUCAAAGAUUCAACUUCUUACUAGAACACGUCUCGUUUCCACCCAUGGCUGAUGAAUCUUCGUUCGGGUUCCUAGAUCCUAAUGAUGUCGUUCGGGCAUGUCACGUCAUUCCAGCGUUUUCGCUUGGGGUACGGUAUCCUGACAGCCAGGGUCUCUCGGUCUGCGCCCGAGAUUCUACAGACUUUUGCCAAUAUUAUAUUGGCCGAUUUGCAGAUCGGGAUAUGUUGAUGCGCUAUCAUGUUGGCCUCGGAAUUGGCCAUGUCGGCAGUAACAAUGGGGUCCUCCAUUCACAUGUCAUUGGGAGCGAGGCUGGCCAUAACUCAAACUUAGAGGUUGUUGAGAACAUGGACCAUCAACCUCACAGUCUGGAGUCGGGUGAUGAAGUUGAAGUCGAGGACCAGCUGGCAAAUUCUGACCAUCAUGAUGACUCUUCAAACAAUGAUUCGGAGGAUGAUCUUGACGAUGGGUAUGGAUCAGAUGAUGAUUAUGAUACGUCUCAUGCUAGGGACUCAGACCCCGGUUCAGAAUCUUUUGGCUCUGAGUCAGAGUAUGAUGACUAG